This is a messenger RNA of Aegilops tauschii subsp. strangulata, 3165 nucleotides long. RefSeq names its product putative pentatricopeptide repeat-containing protein At3g05240. Gene Ontology annotation, biological process: RNA modification. Gene Ontology annotation, molecular function: RNA binding; protein binding. The record is from RefSeq and is a predicted model, not a curated record. Lineage: Eukaryota; Viridiplantae; Streptophyta; Magnoliopsida; Poales; Poaceae.
UUCGCGCCUCCUACCAGCGCCGCGGGAGCUUCUUCGGCAUGCGUGUCACGGCGCGGCGCGCCGGCGUCUUCGGAACGGUGGACUCCCGGCCUCCCAAGUCGCUGGCGGACGCGGCGCGCGCGCUCUGUGGCUGCUCCCACGACAAGGGCAUCGCUUCCGGGAACAGGCUGAUGGGCGCCCACCUGAGGGCCGGCAGGCCGGGCGCUGCUCGAGAGGUGUUCGACGGAAUGCCGCGGCGCGACGUGGUGUCCUGGAACUCCCUCAUGGCCGCGCACGCGCGGGAGGGCGCGCACCAGGAGGCUGCAUACGCCUUCCUGGAGUUGAGGCGUCGCGGGCUCCGGCCGGACCACACCUCCUUCUCCACCGUGCUGUCCGCCGUCGCGCGGCUGGAGGCUCUGGAGCUGGGGCGAUGCGUCCAUGGCCUCGCGCUCAAGUCCUGCUCCACGGGUAAUGUGUUCGUGGGCGCCUCUCUCGUCACCCUGUACGCCAACUGUGGGGUUUUCGGUUGCCUGCAGCGAGUCUUUGAUGACGUCGACACGCCAAAUGUGGCCUUGUGGAAUGCUCUUCUAUCAGGCCUCGUGAUGAACCAUCGGGUAGCAGACGCCCGCAGGGUUUUCGAUGAGAUGCCCGGUCGCAAUGUCGUGUCCUGGACGGCCAUGGUAAAGGGCUAUGUUACGGUGCACGAGGUGGAGCUGGCGUUGGAGCUGUUUGACUCGAUGCCCGUGAAGAAUUCUGUGUCGUGGUGUGUCAUGAUAGGAGGGCUUGUCCACCAUCAGCGAUUCAGAGAGGCAGUUGAACUGUUCAGAAGAUUGAUGCGGAAUGGGGAGGAAAUGACAAAUGCAGUUCUAGUUAAGGUUGUGAAUGCGUAUGCUGGUCUGAAAAGUAUCGGAGGAGGUAGAUGCAUUCAUGGGUUUUCUGUGAAGUGUGGAUUUGUUCUUGACCUGAUUAUCGAGGCAUCAUUAGUUGCGAUGUACUGUAACUCCUUGGACAUGGAUGAAGCACAAUUGGAGUUUGAUAAAAUGGACAGAAAGCAUGUCGGUUCAUGGAAUGCCAUCAUAUGUGGCUAUAUUUAUGCAGACAAGAUUGAUGAGGCUAGAGAACUUUUUGAUUCCAUGACUGAAAGAGAUAAGGUCUCGUGGAACUCGAUGAUUAAUGGCUAUAUCAGAGAUGGAAGAAUUACUGAUGCUACUGAGUUAUACUCAAGGAUGCCUGAGAAGAACGUGGAAGCAGCUACUGCUUUGAUGUCAUGGUUUGUAGACAACGGAAUGCUAGAUAAAGCACGGGAUAUGUUUUAUAGUAUGCCCCAAACAGAUGUAAUGUCUUGCACAUCUUUACUCUUUGGAUACAUGAAAGAAGGAUAUCUGGAUGAUGCACUGGACCUUUUCCAUAGGAUGAACAAAAGGACUGUUGUCACUUAUAAUGUGAUGAUAGCUGGUUUUCUUCAUCAAGGCGAGGCUACUGAAGCUUACAGGCUCUUCAAUGAAUCACCUUCUCGUGAUUCAGUAACUUGGAGCUGUUUAAUUACUGGGCUCGCUCAAAAUGGUUUAACUGAUGAUGCAAUUGGGAUGUACAAGAAAAUGCUAUUAACAUAUGUGCGCCCAAGCGAGUCAGUUGUUUCUAGCCUCAUAAGCUGUUUUGCACACUAUUCUAUGAUUGUUCAUGGUCAGCAGUUUCAUGCCGCAACUAUCAAGCUUGGACUCGAGUUAUGUUUACCAAUUCAGAAUUCACUCAUUAGCCUAUAUUGCAAAUGUGGCGAAAUGGUUACAGCCCAAAAUAUUUUUGAUCAGAUGAUUAAGAGAGAUGUGGUUACAUGGAAUACAAUAAUUCAUGGAUUUGCAUUCAGUAGCCUUGGUGAAAAUGCUAUUGAAAUGUUCGAGAAUAUGAAGAGGGCACAAGUUGAUCCCAAUGAUAUCACAUUUCUUGGUGUACUGUCUGCAUGUAACCACAUGAGUCUUUUAGAGGAAGCAAGACAUUUCUUUGACACGAUGACGCGCGAUCAUGGAAUUGUGCCUAAUAUAACGCACUAUGCUUGCAUGGUUGAUCUAUUUUGUAGGAGAGGCAUGGUUGAGGAGGCCGAAGGGUUAGUUAAGUCAAUGCCAUUUGAACCUGAUUCAGCAAUAUGGACCUCUCUCUUGAGUAGCUGCAGAUUGAGUGGCAAUGAUAAGUUGGCAGAGCAUGCAGCAAGUCAGUUAAUCGCCAUAAAUCCUUCUGCUAAAAUGCCUUAUCUGCACCUCAUCAGUGUACAUGGAUCAACAAAUAGAUGGGGCGUCAUUGAUAGUCUAAGAAGUCAAAUUAGGAGAACUGCCACUGAGAAAGAAGUUGGUUAUAGCUGGAUUUAGUGUCCCAGCAUGAUUCACUGCUGUUGUAUUUUUCCAACGGUGGGUCAGUCUGGUACCAAAACACUAUGCUGUAUACAGUGAGGCACAGCUGGUAUAUACGACAAUAUCCACGGUGCAGCCUGUGAUCAUUUAUAUGGACAUUUUCCACCAAACAGAACGUCUGAAAGUUCAGGACAGACUCUUGGUGGAUAGGUGAACCUGGAAGCAUGAAACACAUCUGUCAGGAAUACGGCGCAAAUUUUGCCAAAGCAGAAACCUUUCAACCAGCUUAAUAAGAGUUUGGUCAGCAGAGGGUGGAAGGCGUGGUGCAGGCCAAGACAUGUUCAGUUCCAUCCCUGCAUUUCCGAGCAGCGGUGCCUGUGGGAUGUAACCGAGUCUGCAAAAAAUACCCAGCCAAUCUGUGUGGCAUCCACUGAAUGGCCUCUGCCCUCCACACCGGCAACACUGUUCAGCAGCAAGGAUCAUGAUGACUGUCCGGCUGAGCACAGGGAAUGCGACGGUCACCGUCGCAAGCUACAUGGCAGGGCGCAGCUUUAAGGCUCGGGCGAAGCAAAGCUUCACCAGGGAAGUCCAUGCCGCAGCGCUCACCGGAGAAGAUCUUCGCCUGAUGGAAGACCCUGGACCUUUUUUUUUCUUUGCGGGAAGCUGGCUCUCAACCUUUUGGUACUCUUCUUUUAGCUGCUCUUUGUACUAGGCUGGGCAGGCCAAGCCCAGUUUAUAUUUGCUCGACCUAAAAAAAAAAGAAAUUGUCGGUGACAGCCUUUUCUUGUUUAAUUCACUUGUUUAUUUACUACGUUGACAACUUGGUGAGUCUGAGAUGUCAGUA